UGAUUUAUCCUGAAAAAUGCUCCAUGUGUACUUGAAAAAAAAAAAUGUGUAUACUGAUAUUUUGGGAUGGAAUAUUCUGUAUAUAUCUGUUAUGCCCAUCUGGUCUAAUAUGUGGUUCAAAUAACGGUUUCCUUAUUGAUUUUCUGUCUGGAUGAUCUAUCCAUUGAUGUAAGUAGUGUGUUAAUGUCCCAUACUAUUAUCGUAUUACUGUCACUUUGUCCCUUAUGUCUGUUAAUAUUUGUUUUAUGUAUUAAAGUGUGCCUAUGUUGGGUUCAUAGAUAUUUACAAUUGUUAUAUUCUCUUGUUGGAUUGAUCCCUUUAUCAUUGUGUGAUGCCCUUCUUUGCCUCUUGCUACAGUCUUUGUUUUAAAGUCUGUUUUGGAGCUUGGGCAGCAGCAGUAGUGGCAACAGUGAAGCAGCCCAGCUUCAUGAAGGCUCUUGUUUCACCAUGGCACAUAGGCACCUGGUACAAACGUGCCCCACUUCCAUGAAGCCCAAAAGUAAGGUCAGUUCUGCCAAGGAAGUGGUGAAGGAGGAGCCUAAGGGGAGGUCAGCAAGGUUGUUAGUUAAAUCUGCUCCUGCAAAAGUGGAAAUGAAGCCAAAAAAGGUAACAGGAAAGGAUAACUCCUCAAACAAAAAAGUGCAAACAAAAGGGAAAAGGGGAGCAAAUGCUGGAGGAAAAUAGGCUGGAGUGGCUAACCAGGAAACAAAAGAAGACUUACUUGCAGAAAACGGAGAAACUAAAAAUGAGGAGAGUCCAGCCUCUGGUGAAGCAGGAAAGAAAGAAGCCACGUUUGAUUAAUAUCAAAUAACAUGUCUUAUCAGUGGUCACUGUCUUCCUUCUUGUACAAUCCACAGGAAUAUUUUUAUCAACUAUUUUGUAAAUGCAAGUUUUUUAGUAGCUCUAGAAACAUUUUUAAGAAGGAGAGAAUCCCACCUCAUCCCAUUUUUUAAGUGUAAAAGCUUUUAUUAAGAGGUGAAAUCAUUUGCUUGUUGUUUAUUUUUAGGUACAACCAGAAAAUAGUGGGGUAUUGAAUAUGGGAGGCUUUGACUAUCUUGGGUGUCAGAUAAACAUUCCAUAGAU
Messenger RNA from Felis catus (domestic cat), 1083 nucleotides. RefSeq names its product non-histone chromosomal protein HMG-14-like. Gene Ontology annotation, molecular function: nucleosomal DNA binding. Gene Ontology annotation, biological process: chromatin organization. Gene Ontology annotation, cellular component: nucleus; chromatin. NCBI's taxonomy places the organism in Eukaryota, Metazoa, Chordata, Mammalia, Carnivora, Felidae. The record is from RefSeq and is a predicted model, not a curated record.